AUGUGUCAAAUUGGCCGUAAGAAACUCCUUUGCUUCCUCGUGACGGGCUUCCUGUUCAAAAUUGGAUUGCAGUUCUACUUGGACGGCCCAAAGCAAAUUGCUGAUGUGGAUCAACCAACACCGAAAUCGGCCAAUAAUGUUAUCAACGAGCGCUAUCAAUUAUUUGAGAGUUAUUUCCACGAUUCUUUUUCGGAUAUUGACCCACCAUUCAAGCGGAUACUAUUUUGGAAUGACGCUUAUGGGGGCAAGGAUUACGGAAUUGGGAUCGGCCGUGAUGUCAUGAAGAAAUCAGGAUGCCCAGUCUGGCAGUGUGAAACUUCGGAUAACCGCAGUGACGUCCUGGAAUACGACGCCAUAGUGUUUCACCUUCGCUCCUGGACAAUUAAUGACUUGCCGGACCGUAGAUCACAAAAUCAGCGCUAUGUAUUCUGGAGCUUGGAAUCGGCUGCGUGGCUUAUGUAUGCCGACACGACUAGAAUGGCGAAUUUCUUCAACUGGACCAUGACGUACCGUUGGGACUCAGAUAUCAUGGGUCCUUAUGGUUACAUUGCACCAACUGGAGACGUUCCUCUACAUCCCAGUGAAGAUGAAAUAAAAUUCUAUUUGUCUAAACCCACACCAGUCAACUACGCCAAGGGUAAAACAAAAAUGGCCGCUUGGUUUGUUUCAAACUGUAACCCUCUGAGCAGUCGGAAUGAGAUGGUCAAAAUUCUUCAAAAAUAUAUUGACGUCGAUGUGUACGGUAACUGUGGGACGAUGACGUGUCCUAGGGAGUCCAGUGCGAGUUGUCAAGAAACGGCAGCCAAGAAAUACAAGUUUUAUUUGUCCCUAGAAAAUUCGCUUUGCCGAGAUUACAUCACUGAAAAGUUCUUCGGCAUGAUGCACCACCCGAUAAUACCGAUCGUUUUCAGCCUUCACGAAGACCACGAAUUAAUAGCUCCGACGCAUUCGUUCAUCAACGCCGCCAAAUUUGAAAACAUGAAUAAACUGGCUGAUUAUCUGAUCAUGCUCGACAACAACGACACGCUGUACAACGAAUAUUUUUGGUGGAAGCCUCAUUUCCAAGUGCGCGACAGCCCAAAGUACACUAGUAAAGGAAUGUGCCAUUUAUGUGCUGCUCUCCAUAAUACGACAAUGCCAAUGAAAUUCUAUCCCAGCAUGACCGACUGGUGGGAAAAACAAUCAACAUGCAUAUUUUUUCCGCAAAUCGCAUAA
Molecule: messenger RNA, 1215 nt
Organism: Daphnia pulicaria
Lineage: Eukaryota; Metazoa; Arthropoda; Branchiopoda; Diplostraca; Daphniidae
Product: alpha-(1,3)-fucosyltransferase C-like
Exons: 3
Coding region: 1-1215 (404 amino acids)
Cellular component (GO): membrane
Molecular function (GO): alpha-(1->3)-fucosyltransferase activity
Source: RefSeq, a predicted model, not a curated record